Messenger RNA from Mizuhopecten yessoensis (Yesso scallop), 2735 nucleotides. RefSeq names its product aurora kinase A-like. Gene Ontology annotation, biological process: mitotic spindle organization; regulation of cytokinesis; protein phosphorylation. The record is from RefSeq and is a predicted model, not a curated record. NCBI's taxonomy places the organism in Eukaryota, Metazoa, Mollusca, Bivalvia, Pectinida, Pectinidae. The transcript has 8 exons. Gene Ontology annotation, cellular component: chromosome passenger complex; spindle pole centrosome; spindle microtubule. The coding region runs from base 280 to 1212 and encodes 310 amino acids. Gene Ontology annotation, molecular function: protein kinase activity; ATP binding.
CGGAACUUCGGGAAAUCGUACUCGUCGUCCCGGUCCGCAGCCAUAUGUCCAUCUCGACUGUAAACAAUGAAGCUGACCGUUUCUUGGUUAAACCAAGGUCUUGAAAAAAAUCGACAUUGACAACUGACUUGAUACUAAAUAUAACCGGCCCUAUGCUUGGACCACGUGUUGAAAUCGGUUAGAAACUUAAAUUGCAAUGUAAUUUCAAUGUAACUGAACGAGAUGACACCGCUUCAUUGGUGACCAAUAACCUGAUCGUAAAUACGCUGUCUGUAAAAGAUGGCUAUUGAGCCUGGGCGUGUGCUGAAACCUGUGAACAGUUUUAGCAGUACAGAUCUCACAUCACCUUUCAAACCUGGAACAGUCACGUUACAGGCCAAGGAGAAUACCUCCACACAACCAGAAGGGAAGAAGUGGUCCUUGCAGGAUUUCGAUAUUGGAAGGCCUCUAGGUAAAGGAAAGUUCGGAAAUGUCUAUCUGGCAAGAGAGAAGUCAACCAAAUAUAUAGUUGCAAUAAAGGUUCUGUUCAAGUCACAGUUACAGAAAAAUGGUGUUGAGCAUCAACUUCGUCGUGAGAUAGAAAUACAGUCACAUCUCAGACAUCCCCAUAUCCUGCGUUUGUUUCAAUAUUUCCACGACAAAACACGAGUCUACCUUGUCCUGGAGUAUGCACCAAAGGGCGAACUGUACAAAGAGCUGAUGAAGGUUACAAGAUUUGAUGAGAAGCGAACAGCUACAUACAUGUUCCAAAUGGCCAGUGCCCUGCUGUAUUGCCACAGUAAAAAGGUCAUCCACAGAGACAUUAAACCUGAAAACCUCCUCUUGGGACUCACAGGUGACCUCAAAAUCGCUGAUUUUGGUUGGUCUGUCCAUGCACCCUCUUCCAGGAGAACCACAUUGUGUGGCACCUUAGAUUAUCUACCUCCAGAAAUGGUUGAGGGCAAACUUCACGACGAGAAGGUGGAUCUAUGGAGUCUUGGCGUGCUGUGUUACGAGUUCCUGGUGGGAAAGCCUCCGUUUGAGGCUGCUAGCCAAACAGACACCUACAGGCGGAUAACAAAAGUGGAUCUUCAGUUCCCAUCACAUGUGUCCACUCCUGCUAGAAAUCUUAUCAGUUUGUUGCUGAAACAUGACCCUAGUCAGCGAAUAACUUUGGAAAAAGUACUGGAACAUCCCUGGAUCAAAGAAAAUCAGCGUCCAAUGCCACCAUAAAGCUAUUCGCCGUAGAACCAUUUUGUGAUCAGCUGAAGGAAGCCAUAGACAACAUUCUCCAGAUAGGAGGAUAAAUAUGGACGUUCAGUUCAGAAUACCAAGCAGAUAUUCAGGAUGCCGGGAGUGAAUAUUUAGAGCUGAAAAUUGCAAAUACUCUGCAUACAAGUGAAAUAUAGGUGUGAGGUGUUGUGUGGUAUAUAAUCAUUGUAAACAUUGACCUAAAGAUUACAGACAGUUGGACAUCUAAGACUGGACUGUGUCUAACAGACAAGACACAUUUCUUCUCUAAUCACCCGUUAUCUGGCUCUUGUGGAUAAUGAAUAUUGUAGAACUGUACUCUAAAAACGUUGGUAAUUUAUUGUGUUCUACGGGAUGUGAGAAUUUAUUGUGUUCUACGGGAUGUGAAUACAAACAUGAAACUAGAUUCAGUGUCAUCUGUCACAAAUUCUAGUUAAUCGUUUGCCAACACAGAUGGGAGGAUCUCAGAACAAGGAUCAACUGCUACCAUUCUGCAAUUAAUUUUUACAUGUGGAAAUUAAGAAUGUGCAUGAAUUUUGUGUGUCUAAUGUUAGAUGUCUGUAUGUGUCGCUGUAAAAGAAAUCACGAUUGUGACUAUUAUUUCUGUCCUUUCCUUCUUCCUUUCUAUACCUAUACUUCUCACUACGAAACAAGUCAAGCACAUUAGUACAGACGACUUAGUAUUUAUAUGUAUUGACAAAUAUUACUCAAUGAGAAUUAUCUGUCCUCUAUAAUUCCCCGAACACCUGUAUGUCUUAAGUUUGUUUCUUACUCGCAAAUUUAUAUCCUUUAAUAGUUUGUUACCUCAAACGAAAUAAAAAAUAAUAAUUGCAGAGCCAAUGUCUUGUGGUUGUAUAGAUGGGUUGAUCAAUGGGGCUCUUCGACCUUCGCCUUUGUAACUAACGUCAUAGAAUGUCCAUUAUGUAUGACGCCACAAGAUAAAAAGGAGCCCCCCCCCCCUCCCUGAGGGUAUCUCAGGGGAUAUUUUGUAAUAUCUUGCUGUCCUGAUGAAGAUUCGCUUUAUGUUGGCAGAGCAAUGUCAGAAAAAAUCUAUUUAUAGUACACUGGUGACCUUGUUUUUGAUCUCGGGUUAUUUUAUGAUAUUAGAUAUCUUGAUUGUUAAUUCAAGUUAAAAAAAAAAGUGCAAAAAAAUCCAGAUGACAUAAAUUGUGGUAGAAACAAUCCUGAAUUUAUUUGCAUCUCUUAUUUAUAAAACUCAUUCUUUAACAUAAACGAAAUAUCUAACUUAACAAUGUGUUAUUACGGUAUGCAUUACACAAAGUACUUAAGUCGCAGUCUGACAGACUGUUGCAGAUGUUCAUUUUUCACAAGAUUAUUAAGAUAAAUCAUGUUUUUUCAUCGAGUACAGGCAAAUUUCAUAUCCUGCAAUGCUGCUGAUAGUAUUUCAUAUCCCAUUACUUCUGAAUGAUAUGCAAGUCGUAUAUAAAAGUGAGAAAUUGUGGAGGCUCAAUGUGAUAAAUGUACAAUAAACUAUUUUAUCUGAU